ACAGCUCUGCUUCUUUCUCUCUCUCUAAGGCUCUUUAUUUUCCCACCCUAAGACCUAUUUUUCUCUCUCUAAGAAAGCCUCGUUAUUCGGGCCAAUUCUUCUCGAAUCUCGAGGCUUUUUCUCGCUCCUUUAAAUUGUUGAUUACUGGUUUCUUCUCUCUCUAUCUCUUUUUUGCUGAUUAUUUAUUGGUUUUAUUUUUAUUUCUUCGGGUUAAAUCUUCUUCUGAGCGGGGAGAGAGAGCUCAUCAUCCCAGCUCAAAAGUUGCAUUCGUAAUUCGGAGAAUUUGGUGCGAUUUGCUUACAAAAAUCCUAAAAUUUGACAAUUGGAUAAAAGGUUCUUGGGCCCUUUAAUGGCGCUCAACUCGUUUUUGCCGUUUAUGGAAACCCUAGGUACGCAAUUGCCCAACAAAGGCCCCUUCAUGGCCCCUGUUCCCAUGGGUUUUUAGAGUCUGCUGCGUUGCAUCUGGGUUGGGGUUGUGAGUGCUGUCUUUGUUUUGGGGGGGGAUUGGUUUGGCUUGUUUUUAAUCAAUUGCCGAACCAGAAGUCCCCUCUUUGUUCCGUGUGAUCUAUGCUUUGAUGGCUUUUUGGGGUUCAUCGUUAAUGGGUGGGAAUAUUGGGGGCUUCUUCUGGUGUUGGUGGAUGAGUUGACUUUUUCCUUUUUGUUGGUUUCGCUAUUAGUGGGAACCCCAUGUUAGAAAUUCGCCACUCAGGAACCCUAAUCCUGUGGUUUCUGUUCUCAUAGCUUUGAAGUUUGUUUCUUCUUCAUAAAUUGUUGGGCUCUUUCGUCUACUCUCCGAUUUCUCUGGUUCCCAUAUAUUUUGUGAUUUACAGAUUUUUUUGACAAAAACAAUGUCUUUGAAAAAAUUGGAUUAAAUGAUCUUUAUUGGUAGAUAGGAGAAGGAAUCGAGGGAAAAUUCCUUUUGACCCUUGGGAUUGAGAUACAGAUGAAUUUGGGUUUCUCCUCUUAUAUUCUGCUCUUUUGUAGGGCGUUUUGAGACCUGAAACCAUGGUUUUCUCUGGUGGGUUUGGUCAUUUCUAGGGCAGGCUUAAGGGUGUGGAACGAUGGUGUCUUUAUUGGAUUUUGGUGGCUUGGAUUGAAGAGUAAUGGGAAGUUGCAGCGACGAAGAAGAAGAUCACUUCUUCGACACUCGAGAGGAAAUAACUUCAUUAUCCGACUCGGGGUCGGACUAUGCAGAGGCCACCGAGAAUCACAGCGGGUUUUCUGAAUUGAUUUAUGGUAAUAUUCUCUACGAAGUUUGGUUGAAUAAGCCAGGGACUAUUCGAGAACGGCGUGAAAAAUUUCUCAGAAUGAUGGGUUUAGCUCGGAAUGGUGAGACCCUUGAUUCAUCCAGUGAAAAUGGGGAAAUUCCAGGCGUUGAAAGGUUAAAAGAUAACAGUGGGGCAGUUCUAAUGAGCUCUGAUUUUGAAAGCAAUUUCUCAUCUAGUAGAUCUUCUCUCAUGAGUUGGUCCAAUGGACCAGUUGAUUCUCCUGACAGUAGGGAUUUGGAAGAGAUAAAUUCAAUUGAUGAUGAUAGAGAAAACAUGGUUUGCAGAAUAAGAAACUUGGAUAAUGGCACUGAAUUCGUCAUCGAUAACCCAAGUGGCGAUGGGGUUUUAAGCAGGCUGAGAAGAGUGGGUUCUGAUCGUUUGGUCACCAUUGAUGAAUUUCAGAGAGAUAUUGGGCUCUCUCCAUUAGUGCAACAUUUCAUGCGACGAGAUCUUGUAGAGUCUGGCAUUUCUAUAGAGGGUUUGAAGAGAAAGAAGGGCUGGUUGAGAAGCUUGAGAGCAGCAGCAAGCAUUGUGAAGAGGAAGAAAGGGGGUGGUAGUUCCAGCAGGUCAUGUAAUUCUGAGAAUAUUGUUGGGUCAUCAAAUUCUGUGAACCCAAUUCACCAAAUGCCUCAGAGAGUGAGAGUCCGCCAUUGUAAAAAGCGGUGCAAGGAGUUCACUGCUGUUUACCUGGGGCAAGAGAUUCAAGCUCACCAUGGCUCUAUAUGGACUAUGAAGUUCAGUUUAGAUGGGCGUUUUCUUGCUAGUGGAGGUGAAGAUGGCGUUGUGAGGAUUUGGGAGGUUAUGGAAUCAGCAGGUACAGAGUUGGGGGAUACCCUGGAGAUUGAUCGUUCUUGCCGGUAUUUCACUGUGAAUGAGUCAUCUGAACUGGUUCCUCUUUAUGCUAACAAGGAGCAAGAGGGGAGGUUCAGGGGCUUGAGGAAGAGUUCGGGAUCUGCUUGUGUAGUGAUUCCUCACAAAAUCUUCAAAUUGUCAGAGAAACCAUUGCAUGAAUUCCAUGGUCACACUGGAGAUGUGCUGGACUUGUCAUGGUCUCAGACUAAGUACCUACUUUCAUCAUCCACGGAUAAAACUGUCCGUCUAUGGCAAGUGGGGAAAGCUUCAUGCAUCAAGGUUUUCUCCCAUAACAAUUAUGUCACAUCCAUUCAGUUCAAUCCUGUGGAUGAUCGAUAUUUCAUCAGUGGUUCAAUUGACGGUAAAGUCCGCAUUUGGGCCAUUCCUGGGUGCCAAGUUGUUGAUUGGACAGAUAUACGAGAAAUAGUUACAGCUGUUUGCUACCGGCCUGAUGGUCAGGGAGGAAUUGUGGGUUCCAUGGCUGGUAAUUGCCGUUUCUAUGAUGCAUCAGAUAAUCAUCUGCUACUGGCAGCUCAAGUAUGUCUACAGGGGAAAAAGAAAUCCUCUUGCAAAAGGAUAACUGGAUUUCAGUUUGCCCCUAGUGAUCCCAGAAAAGUAAUGGUUACAUCUGCGGACUCACAAGUUCGAAUUUUUGAUGGGGUGGAUGUCAUCUGCAAAUACAAAGGUCUAAGGAAUACAGGCAGCCAGAUCUCGGCUUCCUUCACUUCUAAUGGGAAGCACAUUGUCUCCGCAAGUGAAGACUCCCAUGUCUAUGUUUGGAGUUACGAGACCCCCGAGGGGCGAACAUCGAAACAAGCAAAGAGUGUGUGGUCUUGUGAGCGAUUUUUCUCGAAUAAUUCCUCUGUUGCCAUCACUUGGUCUGGCCUAAAAUCAGAGGCACGGCCAUCUUCAGAAGUUUCUCUCAAGACCAAUUCUCGAACCUCCGAUGAAUUAACAGAGAGCUCGGAAAAUGGUUUCCAUAGUAGUUGGGAUUCUUGUCGAGAGACUCCUUCAGUUUCUUCCUCUUCUCCUGAUCGCUUCUCUCUAGGUCAUGGGUUCUUUGCGGAUAGCCUUGCAAGGGGCUCAGCCACUUGGCCUGAGGAGAAGCUUCCCUCUACUGAUGCUUUGAGCUCGGCCCAAAGCACUUGUAAAUCGCAGUUCAAGUUUCUUAAGACUGCCAGUGAGGGAAUGUUUGCUUCCCCUCAUACGUGGGGCCUUGUGAUUGUGACAGCUGGAUGGGAUGGACGGAUCAGAUCAUUCCACAACUAUGGGUUGCCGGUCCGUCUAUGAGUGUUUGGCUGUGGAAAAGACGGGAUUUUUGGUGCAUGACUUGUCUCUCUCCACUUGGGAUUGAGCUUUCCUGGCAAUUGCACAUGGAUAUUUGAGUGGCAAAGACCCAUGUGAAAUCUGUGUAAGAAGGACAAGAAACACAAGAAACUCAGUGCCGUGUGGCCACCCUUGUAAAAUUGGUGUUCGAAAAGGAAGAAUACCAAAAAGGGGGAAAGUGGGGUGGCAGCAGCCAUUUUGAGAUUGUUCAAAAGAACACUGAAGACCCAUGAGAGUUGGGGUGGCUGUAAUUUGGCCCCUAUGCAUUUGUAGAAGUAACAGAUGAUUUUGAGAAUAUGGGUUCUCUAAUUUGUCAUUCACUCGUUCCUUUGAUAAGGAGGUUUGUUGGCCUGAUGAUGGCGGCGGGCGGACGGGUUUAGAGGGAGUUGGUGUUUGGUAUUGUUAUUAUUUUUGUUCUCUUUUUUGGGUUCAUUUUGGGGUCCAUAUACUAAUGUAAUUCUUUUAUUUACGGAGGUGGUUAUGGUGAUAGAGAAUUGAAAAGGGACAAAAAAAGGGCUUCUCCUUUAAAUUUGUUGGAUCACAAGAUGGCAGCAGUGUAAAUAUGGUUGGUGCAAGGGUGGGGUCAUUUAGCCUUUGCCAUUAGGGAAGGUGGGGGGCAGAAAGUGGUGAGUUAUUAUAUGCCUUUAUUUACGAAUGGAAUGGUGGAGGGGGAGUCCUUCACCUUUCUGGA
Molecule: messenger RNA, 4137 nt
Organism: Amborella trichopoda
Lineage: Eukaryota; Viridiplantae; Streptophyta; Magnoliopsida; Amborellales; Amborellaceae
Source: RefSeq, a predicted model, not a curated record